GACAACGACAAGCAGAUGAUAUCCAACCUCCUGGCCUUCCGAGCAAAGCUGGACGAGUGCAUCAACACAGCCUGUGAUGGGAACGAGUCGUACCGCUACAAGCUCAAGGAAGCCUGGGAAGCUUUCCUCAACGCAAGACACAACCGGCCGGCGGAGCUGAUGGCGAAGUUCUUGGACGUGAAGCUCAAGGGGGAGAAGGGUACGUCGGACGACGAGGUGGAAGCCGUCCUCGACAGGGUCAUGGUGCUAUUCAGGUAUCUGCAAGGGAAAGACGUGUUCGAAGCAUUCUACAAGAAGGACCUGGCCAAAAGAUUGCUGCUCGGGAAGAGCUCCAGCUUCGACUUGGAGAGGUCCAUCAUCUCCAAGCUCAAGACGGAGUGCGGAAGUGCGUUCACGUCAAAGCUGGAAGGAAUGUUCAAGGACAUCGACCUCAGUCGAGACCUGAUGACGACGUACUCGCACCACCUUAAGACUAAGCUUCACGACAGGACAGUGUUCAAGCUCGACAAGAGCAGGGAAAUGGAUCUGCACGUGCAGGUGUUGACGACCGGCUAUUGGCCAGGGUACCCCGCUAUGGAGGUGGGAAUGCCGGACGAGAUGAAAGAGCACGUCGAGUGCUUCAAGUGCUACUACCAGAACAAGUACCAGGGUCGGCGGCUUGUGUGGCAACCGGUGUUGGGCCAGUGCAUCUUGAAGGUGGCCUUCCCCAAGGGCCGCAAGGAGCUCGCGGUGUCCCAGCUUCAGACUCUGGUCCUGUGGUGCUUCAGCACGGACGAUGAGGUGUCGUUCGCGGACGUGAAGGCCAAGACUGCCAUCGAAGACGGCGAGCUACGGAGAACACUUCAGUCGCUCGCCUGCGGGAAGGUAAGGGUGCUUCACAAGGAGCCAAGAGGGCGAGAGGUGAACGACGGCGAUAAGUUUCUGUUCAACAAAGACUUUACGGCGAAGCUGCACCGCAUCAGGAUCAACAGCAUCCAGCUCAAGGAGACCUCGGAAGAAAAUGAAAAGACCCACGAGGCCGUAUUCAGAGACCGGCAGUACCAGGUGGACGCUGCGAUCGUGCGCAUCAUGAAGGCGCGUAAAAACCUGGCGCACACGAUGCUCAUGAGCGAGCUCUUCUCCCAGGUCAAGUUCCCCGCGACGCCUGUGGACCUCAAGAAGAGGAUAGAGUCCCUGAUAGAGCGGGACUAUCUCGAGAGAGACCCCAACAAGCCCGGCGACUACCGGUACCUCGCAUGACCACGGGCUGUGGCGAGGGGGGGGUAUAUUGCAUUUUUUGUUGGUUCGGAAGAUGUUUAACUUAUCCGCUUGAGCUCUCGACAUCUGGACCGGCGUCCGGUUGUUGACACAUGGCAGGUAUUGAUUCCGGCAAGAUGGGCGGGGGGGAGGGGUCGCUGUAUCAGUUCUUAGGGGGGGGGGUGGUUGCGGGGCGGGACUUUGCUUGUCAUGUCCGCGGGCGCGGCGUUGGUGUUGGGCCGCUGCGAGUUUCCAAUAACACGUACAUGGGGGGUGAAUUUGAUCGUUUUUUUUUCUAAUCGGGCAGGGAUCUUUUGCUGAGCGGACGGGCGGGUGUUGCUGACUGGGCGGGCGUCUUUUGCUGAAAUAAUAGACAGGCGUUGCACCGCGUGGAAGGCUAAGGCCUAUGGUGGAGUUGGUUUUGGUUGGCCGACUGGUGCAGUACCACCGCUGCUUGGAGAGCGAGAGCAAUCGGGCUGCUUCGACCGAGGCAGGUUGAUUGAUUGCCGUGGUCUGUCUGAUGGGUCUGUCUGGUGGGUCUGUCUGAUGGUGUGUCCUUUCGUAAGGCGAUGGGCCCACUGCCUGACGGUGGGAUGUCUCACUCCUUUCGCGGUAGUGUGGAUUGGCGAUGUUUAUUUCGAAGCUUGCUAUUUUGGUUUUACUACUUGUAAACCUUGCUAUGUUGGUUUUCCUUAACAAACUAGGGUUCGUUUGUUGCCACACAGUAUUGUAGUCUUGGGGGGAUGUUGGCAGGCCAUGGCUCUCGAUCUGUGUUUUCGGUAGAGGUUGUGUGUUUUAAGUACCAUAGUGAUUUUCACCAUCACGGGAUUUUCGGUUGGAGAGCGCCCGUUUCGGCGUGCUCUCCAAGACAAAGCCCGCCACACUGCCAAAGAACAGGGAAAACGCCCACCCACACGACGUACUGCUGUGUGAUUGGGUCGCUUGUGGCAGUUUUCCAAGAACGGUUGGAAGGUCUUCUUCCCCCCUCUCCCAGCGUGUACAGUGUAGCCCUUCCGUGUGAAGUCAUCCAGCGAGGUGACAGCAUCAUCCCGGAUCCCUAUAGGGUAUCCUUGGCAGCGAGGGCAACAAACGCACCUAUGCGCCAUCCCGAUCGAUUGCACAAGUAAGAUGGACCGAUCGACCGCUCCUCGAAGAGGGUGCGAUGGAAAACCAACCCGAUCGUCCACACGUGCAAGGAAACCAGUAUUCCAUGACCUCUCGAUUAGUUCGUGCAGGUCUAACUAAAAGGCGAUGAUUGCUCUCAGCUAUGGUGGAUAUACGGCCAAGCAACCACUUGGUGUCAUCAUCCCAUCUGCUCCUACAAACUCAAUCGUCGUCUUAUCUACUCUCACUUGCGGUAAUCUCGAUCAGCGGCCAAUGCCAUCAAGGGCCCCUCUCCCCCAACCACCCCUCCCGAGUCCUCCCAG
This is a messenger RNA of Ectocarpus sp. CCAP 1310/34, 2663 nucleotides long. The record is from the annotation of a GenBank genome assembly. NCBI's taxonomy places the organism in Eukaryota, Phaeophyceae, Ectocarpales, Ectocarpaceae.